Molecule: messenger RNA, 3375 nt
Organism: Miscanthus lutarioriparius
Lineage: Eukaryota; Viridiplantae; Streptophyta; Magnoliopsida; Poales; Poaceae
Source: the annotation of a GenBank genome assembly
AUGUACCUGGCGUACGGGUGGCCGCAGUCGAUCCCGCUGGACCCGGGCGACUCGGACCGCGUGGUCCUCCUCCGCGUGCUCGGCCGCCUCCUCCUCGCCGUCUGCCCGGCCUCGCUCCACCUCUGGUCCGCCGCGCAGCACCGGGUCCGCCUAGCCCGCUCCGACCGCUCCCCGGAGUCCCUCGCCGCCCACGGUCACAACGCGCACGCCGUGUGGAGCCCCGACGCCAAGACCGUCGCCGUCCUGACCUCUUCCUUCUACCUCUACGUUUACAAGGUUCAGCACUCGGGGAAGCAACUGAUCGUCGGUGGCAAGCAGGUCCCCGGGCUUUGCCUGGCUAGUAUAUCCCUAAUCAUCACCGAGAAGGUUCCUCUCGCCAAUGGCGUUGCUAUAACGAGUAAUUUCGUGUGUGACAGCAAAAGCAUGCUCCUCGGACUAUCCAAUGGGCAUGUGCAGGUCGUGUCCUGGAACGCUGAGUUCUCAGACAGCUUCAAGCUUGGUUGCUCUGUGUGUUCGUCUGAGAAACCUACUGCUGUCGUAGAUGCGUUGGUGUUUGAUCCUCCCAGUUUGCGAGAAAACUCUAACGCAAGGCCUGCUCCUUGCUGCACAGGCAAUUCUUCUAUUGUCCAUGUUGAGCUGUCGGUGAAGCUAAGGUUGCUGGUUGCUUUGUACUCAGGCUGUCGCAUUGCCCUCUGUACUAUUGGUAAGAAGGGAUUAAGGCAGCCUGGCGGCAUCAGAGUGGAGAGAUGGUUGGACACUGAUGAUGCGAUGUGUACUUCUGUGGCUUCUGAGCAACAGAUUCUUGCUGUCGGGUGCAGUAGAGGUGUUGUUGAAUUGUAUGAUCUGGCAGAAAACACGCGGCAUAUACGAACCAUUUCGUUGUAUGAUUGGGGGUAUUCAGUGGAAGAUACCGGUCCUGUUGCCUGUAUAUCUUGGACGCCUGACAAUUGUGCUUUUGCAGUCGGGUGGAAAUUUAGGGGACUUACUGUAUGGUCUGUGUCUGGAUGUCGGUUAAUGUGUACUAUUCGUCAAACUGGUUCAAAUUCUGUCUCAUCUCCAAUGGUGAAACCUAGCGCUCUAAAAUUUGAGCCUCUUAUGGGAGGAACAUCACACAUUCAAUGGGAUGAUAAUGGAUAUAAGUUAUUUGCUGUCGAAGAAAGCUUGUCAGAAAGGGUUCUUGCUUUCUCAUUUGCCAAAUGUUGCCUAAACAGAGGGCUUUCAGGCACAACAUAUUCCCAUCAGGUUCUUUAUGGGGAAGAUCGAAUCCUUUUGGUGCAACCGGAUGAUGCUGAUGAACUGAAGAUAUUGCAUCUUAAUGUUCCAGUUUCAUACAUUUCCCAGAAUUGGCCAGUUCUACAUGUGGUGGCAAGCAAUGAUGGGAUGUACUUGGCAGUUGCUGGCUCUCACGGGCUAGUGCUAUAUGAUUUGCGAAAUAAAAGGUGGCGGUUUUUUGGUGAUGUUACACAAGAGCAAAAGAUCCAAUGCAAAGGCCUUUUGUGGCUGGGAAAAAUUGUUAUUGUGUGCAACUAUGUUGAAUCGUCAAACACGUACGAGCUUCUCUUUUUCCCAAGAUAUCAUCUUGAUUAUAGCUCUUUACUCUACCGGAAACCACUGCUUGGAAGGCCAAUUGUCAUGGAUGUUUUCCAGGAUUAUAUAUUAGUUACUUACAGUCCAUUUGAUGUGCAUAUCUUCCAUGUGAUGAUCUCGGGAGAAUUGUCACCUGCUAGCAAUCCAGUUUUACAGCUUUCAACAGUGCGAGAACUUUCAAUCAUGAGUCCAAAGAGCCCACCUGUUUCAAUGUGCUUCAUUCCUGAACAAAAUGACAAAGGAGUGCUGAAAGGAGAUACUAAUGGAUCCUCUGAUCUUUUGUCGCAGCAACCAUCAAGAUGUUUGAUCUUGCGGACCAAUGGGGAGCUUUCUGUGCUUGACAUGGAUGAUGGACAUGAACAUGCUCUCACAAAUUCAAUUGAACUCUUUUGGGUCACUUGUUCCCAAUUUGAAGAGAAGGGUAGUCUUAUCAAAGAGGUUUCAUGGCUUGACUAUGGUCAUCGGGGUAUGCAGGUGUGGUACCCAUCACAUGGAGCAGAUCCUUUUAAGCAAGAGGAUUUUUUGCAGUUGGAUCCGGAGCUUGAGUUUGAUCGUGAGGUGUAUCCUCUUGGUCUUCUUCCAAACGUUGGUGUGGUUGUUGGUGUUUCUCAGAGAAUGUCCUUCUCAACUGCGGAGUUUCCAUGCUUUGAGCCUUCACCUCAAGCCCAAACAAUAUUGCAUUGUUUAUUACGACAUCUCCUUCAGAGGAACAAGAUUGAAGAAGCUUUGCGCUUGGCAAAUUUGUCAGCAGAAAAGCCUCACUUCUCUCACUGUUUAGAGUGGCUUCUGUUUACAGUAUUUGAUGCAGAUAUAUCAAGGCCAAGUGCUUCAAAAAAUCAGGCUUCACAAAAAGUUGAUCCUCCCAAGAAAUCUCUUCUUGAGAAAACUUGUGACCUGCUACGGAAUUUUCCUGAAUAUAUGGAUGUUGUAGUCAGUGUUGCUAGGAAAACUGAUGGUCGACACUGGGCUGAUCUUUUCUCUGCAGCUGGACGAUCCACAGAGAUGUUUGAGGAAUGCUUCCAACAGAGGUGGUACAGGACUGCUGCUUGCUACAUACUGGUCAUUGCCAAGCUGGAGGGCCCUGCAGUCAGCCAGUAUUGUGCACUCCGUUUGCUACAAGCUACACUUGAUGAGUCUUUGUAUGAGCUUGCUGGGGAGUUGGUUCGCUUCUUGCUAAGAUCCGGAAGAGAUUUUGAGAAUGCCACUUCAGACUCCGAGAAGCUCUCUCCAAGAUUUCUAGGCUAUUUUCUGUUCCGUUCACCAUAUAAGCGGCAAUCUUCUGAUUUGAAAAGUAACUCAAUGAAAGAACUUAGUCCACAUAUUGCCUCUGUUAUGAACAUUCUAGAGCGCCAUGCUAGCUAUUUGAUGUCUGGCAAGGAGCUUUCUAAACUCGUGUCUUUUGUCAAGGGGACUCAGUUUGAUCUUGUGGAAUAUCUACAACGAGAAAGGCAAGGGUCUGCUCGUCUGGAGAAUUUUGCUUCUGCACUUGAACUGAUUGGACAAAAGCUCCAAAUGGAUACACUGCAAAGCCGACUUGAUGCAGAGUUCCUUCUAGCUCAUAUGUGUUCAGUCAAGUUUAAGGAAUGGAUCGUGGUGCUAGCUACUUUAUUGCGGCGUGCAGAGGUUUUGGUGGAUCUCUUUCGGCAUGAUUUGCGAUUGUGGAAAGCAUAUAGCAUUACUCUACAGUCACAUGAUGUAUUCAGAGAAUAUCUUGACCUUCUUAAUAUCUUGGAGGAGCAGCUUUCGUCUGUCUCUGAUCUUACAUUGCAAAAUGGACCAUUGUCAUGA